AUGCUGAGCGUGGAGAUGUACCCCAGUUUGACUCUGGGACCACAAAGGUUUGGAGACUGCUUUUACAGAGACCGGCAGCCUCCAGCCCACAUGCCGUUGUUCCCUCCCGCCUGUGACAUGGCGGCCAAAGCCCUGCCCCAGAGGCUGCUGGCCCCUCCCCCUGUCCCCAACGAGCCUGUCACCAAAACCCCAAAAGAUGAGGUGAGGAUGGAGCUGGAGAACGCGUCCUUAUGGAAACAGUUCAGCUCGGUGGGCACAGAGAUGAUCAUCACAAAGAAGGGCAGACGGAUGUUCCCCGGGCUGAGGUUAAAGCUCUCAGGUCUGAACCCAUCUCUCCGUUACAUCCUCCUCCUGGACAUCAUCCCUGCAGACAACUCCCGCUAUCGUUUCCAAGGUGGUGGCUGGCAGACCGUUGGCGGCGCAGAGGCGAGGCUACCAGACCGUGUUUUCAUCCACCCAGACUCACCUGCCACGGGUGCUCACUGGCAGAGCCGCACCAUCUCGUUUCACUACGCCAAGCUCACCAACAACACGUUGGACACACAGGGACAUAUAAUCCUGCACUCGCUGCAUCGAUACCAGCCCAGAGUUCAUGUCAUUGAAGCCCGGGAUGUGCUGAGGUGGGGCGGGGGGCAACACUCCUUUGUUUUCCCUGAGACUCAGUUUAUCACAGUCACUGCCUACCAGAACAACAAGAUCACAGAGCUGAAGAUCAGCUCCAACCCCUUCGCUAAAGGCUUCAGAGAGGAGGGCAUGAACAGCAAAAAACAAAGAGAUGCAAGACAGAAGCGCAAAAUCUCUGUCUUGAAAGAAACUUUGGAUAUUGUGAACUGUGAUCCGUGCGACUCUACUGAGCUUCUGUCGCAGCCCACCAGCACAGACCUGCAGGCCCUCGCUCUGGCCUCUCUGCCCCAGCUGCCUGACCCCUCCUGUGGGUUCAGACCAGAGGAGGCCUCCUAUCAGGACACGCUGGUCCCUGAUCAGCCACUAGACCUCGGCCAGGCAUUCAUGGCAUCCCAGAUGUCUGAUAUCAGCAUCUCCAUGGCCAAUGGGAUGCAGAACGCACCAGGAAGUGAGGUGGCAAAUGGUAUAAUUGAAAGAUCAGACACUAUGGGUGAACAAGCUUACACCUCCACCUUCCCUGAUGCUCAGACCAACUCCUCUUUCCCCUCUGCUCCUCUCCCUCAUUCCUCCUCCUCCUUCUCCUCCCUCCCAGUCCCCAGCUCUUCGGAUACAUUGAAUCCUCAGCCCUCCAUUGCUCCUAUCGACUAUCCAUCUCUUCUCUCGACCUCCCCAACGCUCUCCUCCUCCUCCACCACUCCCUCCCUGCAGCAGACCUCCUUCACCUUUCCCACUCCGCCUCCCUCUAACUCCUCCUCGCCACAGCCACUCCUGUCCUCCUCCUCCCCCUCCGCCUAUCACACCAUGCCAGAGACGAUCAGCCCCCACACACCUACAGAGGCCUCUUUUCCUGCUCCACCUUCCACAUGUCAGCCAGGUCUUCAGGGCCAAAUAUCAGCUCAUUCUCUGCUCACCCAACCUAGUCAGCCGCUGCAGGAUGAACCUAUUACUAACGGAAAUAAUGUGCCCAGCGAUCAAAGCUCAGCAGGAUUUAUCUAUCCAAAUAUCCUUAGUGCAAAUCCUGAUCCAGUCACUACUCAGCCUCUCCCCAACCAAAACCAUCUGCCAGCUCAUAGCCUGCAGUGGCCCUUACCCACUCACAGUGCCCCUACAUCUUUUUCCUUCCCCUCUGUCCCUCCACACAUGCAAAAUAUGUCAUUUCCAAAUCCUGGUUCCGCCCAUCCUGCUUUGCACCUCCAAAACCUGAGCCACCAAGCCCAAGCUUCCUCCCUUGCUGCUGCCUUCCCUCCCUCCUCCUUCACUCACUCAUCAUCCUCCCUCUCUCACCCUCCUUUCCAGCCCUCCUCUUGCUUGGCUGUCUCCUCUUCUUUCCCGCAGUGUGCCACCUCGUUGCCGCCAACAGCCCACCCUCAAAACCUACCCAAUCCCUCCACUUCCUCCUCCACAUCCUCAUACCCUCCAGUUGAAAUAAGUGCCAUCCCUCAGUUCAAUCCUGCUGCCCCCUACCGCCCAGAGAUGGUACUGCACCACCCGUCUCUUCUCCCUCAGCUUGAUCCAUCACUUCCCUCCAGUCUUCCCUCCUCCACUCCUAACCCAGGCCUCUACCCUGCCUUUCCGUCCUAUCCCCUCCGGCUUUGUCAGGACCCUCACUCAUCCCUCUCCAUCCCAUUCAGGCAUCUGUACGACAACACCAGCAUGGCCACGCCCACCCCCAGGGGUCCUACCUGGAUAUGA
Molecule: messenger RNA, 2316 nt
Organism: Morone saxatilis (striped sea-bass)
Lineage: Eukaryota; Metazoa; Chordata; Actinopteri; Moronidae
Gene: tbx6
Product: T-box transcription factor 6
Biological process (GO): vasculogenesis; positive regulation of DNA-templated transcription; cell fate specification
Cellular component (GO): nucleus
Molecular function (GO): RNA polymerase II cis-regulatory region sequence-specific DNA binding; DNA-binding transcription factor activity, RNA polymerase II-specific
Source: RefSeq, a predicted model, not a curated record